GCGCGUGCGCGGUGGGCGCGGCCGGCUGGACGUGGUGCCUGCUGGGUCAGGGGCGUCGCGGCCCGGGUUAUCCACUCUAUGGUGCGCAGGUGCUGCGGCCGCCGGCGGACGCGUCUUCGGGAUGGAGCACAUCCGUACGACCAAGGUUGAGCAAGUGAAAUUACUUGACCGAUUCAGUACGAGCAACAAGUCGUUAACAGGAACCCUGUACCUCACGGCCACACACCUGCUGUUUAUAGACUCUCAGCAGAAAGAAACCUGGAUACUGCACCACCAUAUUGCCUCGGUGGAGAAACUAGCUCUCACGACUUCUGGAUGCCCUCUUGUGAUCCAGUGCAAGAACUUCCGGACUGUGCAUUUCAUCGUUCCCAGAGAAAGAGACUGCCACGAUAUUUACAACUCUUUGCUACAGCUGUCAAAACAAGCAAAAUAUGAAGAUCUCUAUGCAUUCUCUUAUAAUCCCAAACAAAAUGAUUCAGAAAGGCUGCGAGGUUGGCAGCUCAUCGACCUCGCUGAGGAGUAUAAGAGGAUGGGCUUGCCGAAUUCCAACUGGCAGCUGUCCGACGCCAACCGUGACUACGAGAUUUGUGAAACUUAUCCCAGAGAACUUUAUGUUCCCCGAAUAGCAAGCAAACCAAUCAUUGUUGGUAGUUCCAAGUUCCGGAGCAAGGGGAGGUUCCCAGUUCUUUGCUACUAUCAUCAAAGUAAGGAGGCCGCCAUUUGUCGCUGUAGUCAGCCACUGUCAGGAUUCAGUGCCCGGUGCCUGGAGGAUGAGCACUUACUUCAGGCCAUCAGCAAAGCCAACCCAGCCAACCGCUACAUGUAUGUCAUGGACACCAGGCCCAGACUGAAUGCAAUGGCCAACAGAGCAGCUGGAAAAGGUUAUGAAAAUGAAGACAACUAUUCUAAUAUUAGAUUUCAGUUUGUUGGAAUUGAAAAUAUUCAUGUCAUGCGGUCCAGCCUUCAGAAAUUAUUGGAAGUCAGUGGUACCAAAGGGCUUUCCGUCAGUGAUUUCUACUCGGGUCUGGAGAACGCAGGAUGGCUGCGCCAUAUCAAAGCCGUUACGGACGCUGCAAUCUUCUUAGCCAAAGCAGUAAUGGUUGAAAAUGCGAGUGUGCUGGUACAUUGCUCUGAUGGCUGGGACAGGACUUCCCAGGUCUGUUCCCUGGGCUCUCUCUUAUUGGAUCCCUACUACAGGACAGUCAGAGGAUUCAUGGUUUUAAUAGAAAAAGAUUGGAUCUCCUUUGGACAUAAGUAUUCGGAGAGGUGUGGCCAUUUGGAUGGUGACCCAAAGGAAGUUUCACCGGUGUUCACUCAGUUCUUGGAAUGUGUGUGGCAUUUGACGGAACAGUUUCCACAAGCCUUCGAAUUCAAUGAAGCGUUUCUUCUCCAGAUCCAUGAACAUAUCCAUUCAUGCCAAUUUGGAAACUUUAUUGGAAAUUGUCAGAAGGAAAGAGAAGAACUCAAGUUAAAGGAGAAGACUUACUCCCUGUGGCCGUUUCUUUUGGAUGACCAGAAGAAGUACUUCAAUCCUCUCUACAGUUCCACAUCGGAGAAAUUGGCAGUUUUGGAGCCAAAUACAGUAUCUUUCAAUUUUAAGUUUUGGAGAAACAUGUACCACCAGUUUGAUCGAACAUUGCACCCUAGGCAGUCUGUGUUUAAUAUCAUUAUGAAUAUGAAUGAGCAAAAUAAGCAGUUACAGAAAGAUGUUAAAGACUUAGAAUCUCAAAUUAAGCAACGUAAAAAUAAGCAGACAGAUGGAGUUCUCACCAAGGAAUUGUUAAAUUCAGUUCGUCCUGAAUCACCUGCCCUCAAAACCUCCUUGUACAGUCUCAAGGAGCAGACUCUGCUGCCUGUGAAUGACGCUCUCCGAACUAUAGAGGGCAGCAACCCCGCAGAUAACCGCUACAGCGAGUACGCAGACGAGUUUUCCAAGUCGGAGCCUGCGGUGGUCGGCUCAGAGUAUGGCGUGGCCAGAAUGACGUGUUAGGCUCAGAGAGAGUGAUUUCUGGCUGCCUGCGGUGCGAGAAGGGGGUCAUUGUGAGGAUGGUCUGUGUGCGUGACCCCAGGAAUCUGCCUGAUGAUGAUCUUAGAGUUGACCAGUAGGUUGAUAGUUGAA
This is a messenger RNA of Kogia breviceps (pygmy sperm whale), 2119 nucleotides long. It is a transcript of the gene MTMR6, whose product is annotated as myotubularin related protein 6. The record is from RefSeq and is a predicted model, not a curated record. Gene Ontology annotation, biological process: phosphatidylinositol dephosphorylation. Gene Ontology annotation, molecular function: phosphatidylinositol-3-phosphate phosphatase activity; phosphatidylinositol-3,5-bisphosphate phosphatase activity. Gene Ontology annotation, cellular component: cytoplasm; nuclear envelope; membrane. Lineage: Eukaryota; Metazoa; Chordata; Mammalia; Artiodactyla; Physeteridae.